Molecule: messenger RNA, 3389 nt
Organism: Gadus chalcogrammus (walleye pollock)
Lineage: Eukaryota; Metazoa; Chordata; Actinopteri; Gadiformes; Gadidae
Gene: eps8l2
Product: EPS8 like 2
Exons: 21
Coding region: 289-2358 (689 amino acids)
Biological process (GO): regulation of Rho protein signal transduction; positive regulation of ruffle assembly; Rho protein signal transduction
Cellular component (GO): vesicle; ruffle membrane; plasma membrane
Molecular function (GO): actin binding
Source: RefSeq, a predicted model, not a curated record
AAACCUACCUGAACCACUGGUCUGCUUACUACGGCCGGGACGUGCAGCGAGCCUACAUUUGCAUGUAUAUUGUUUUGUAAUAUUUACAAACAAACCACAACUUCCGAAAGAUUUUCUGUAUAAGUAAACGUCCACGCCACAUCAAGCGCGAUGGACGGUCUCCUGAUUGGCUGGACCCCGAUGGCAGACUGAUGCAUCUGGCUGUUCUUCGUCCUCGCUUAUUCCCCUGAGCAUCCCAGACAGAACCUAAACACUCAAGGCUCUUACUAAAGGUGGAUGUCUUAAACCAUGAGUUUACAUGGAUCUCAGAGACAGGCCAACGGGGUGGCCCGGUCGGACAGCAAGAUCAGCGCCAAGGCCCUCUACGAACAGCGGAAGAAAUACUCCAACUCCAAUGUGAUCAUGCAGGAGACGUCGCAGUAUCACGUUGAGCAUCUCUCCACCUUUGUGAUGGACAAGUCGGAGUCCAUCGCCACCGUGGACGACGCCAUCAAGAAGCUGGUCCUCCUGGACUCCAAGGACAAGAUCUGGACCCAGGAGAUGCUGCUUCAGGUCACAGACAAAGCGGUGCGGCUGCUGGACUGUGACACACAGGAGGAGCUGGAGAACUUCCCCCUACCCACAGUGCACCACUGUCAGCCUGUACUGAACCAGACCCGCUACCCGUCUGUGCUGCUACUGGUGUGUCAGGACAAGGACCAGCACAACCCCGACAUCCACUUCUUCCACUGCGACGAGGUGGAGGCAGAGAUGGUUCACGCAGACGUUGACAGCGCCAUCGGGGACAACAAGCAUGGCAAGAAAAUGAGGCUGCAGACAUUAAAGGUAAACCAGGAAAAAAUGAAGCGUCAGAGAGAGACCAUUCUCCCUCCCUCGGGCCCUAAGGGCCCGGCCCCCAGCGCCAAGGGACGAGUGGCCGCCACAAGCAUGCAGACUGCAGACCAGCGAGGCUCAGGCCACGAGUCUCAUGAGAAGCUGGCCCAGCGUAUAGAGAAGGACGUGCAAAUCCUUAACUGUGCCCUGGACGACAUUGAGUUGCUGGUGGCGCGCUUGCAGAAGGCUGCGGAGGCCUUCUCCCAGCUCAACCAGCGCAACAAGAGUAAGAAGAAUAAGAAGAAAGGACCAGCAGAGGGCAUGCUGACCCUCAGGGCCAAGCCCCCCACUGAAGCUGACCUUGUUGAUAGUCUACAGAAACUGAAGCUGGCGUUGAACCUCUUGGCCAAGCUGAAGAAGCACAUCCAGAAUCCCAGUGCGUCUGAACUGGUUCACUUCCUCUUCGGGCCGCUGGAGCUGGUGCUCCAGAGCUGUGGUAGUCCAGACCUGGCCCGCUCCAUCAUUGCGCCCCACUUGUGCCGGGACACAGUGGACUUCCUGCGGGGGAACCUCUCCCCUAAGGAGAUGACCAUCUUUGAGCUGCUGGGCGAGGGAUGGACGAGGCCCAGAGCAGACUGGCCGAGGGACCAGUGUGCCCCCCCUUACUACCCCAAAUUCCGGAAUGGAUGGGAACCCCCCGCGGAGCACUUCAAGGUGUCGCCAUGGGAGACAGAGGGACCCACAGGGCCACCUAUGUCUCCCACCCCCCCGGACUACAAGAAGCAGUCCUCUGGGGAGUUUUACGGAACUCAUUCGUCCAAUUCAUCAAAUGGGUCUUAUAAUGGGAUGCCACCCACCCGCAGAUACGCCAAGAUCCGCUACCACUUCGUCGCUCGCAACGCCAAUGAGCUGUCAGUGCUGCAGGACGAGGUGCUCGAGGUGAUAGAGGAUGACAAGCAGUGGUGGAAGUUGCGGAACCGAAGUGGGCAGUCCGGCUACGUCCCCUACAACAUCCUGGACGUGGUGAAGCUGGAGGACCCACAGGCCAUGCAAGACACCUUCCAGCCCGGUCAGGGCUACAGAGGGCCAGCCCCUACAAGUCCCAUGGGCCCUGGGGGGGACAGUUUUGGCGUUGCGAGACACAAAGACAAGGUGAUAUCGCACCAGAUGGAUGAGGUCAACGAUGAGCUGCUGAAGAGAAUCACCACAAACAAGAGCCAGCCGCCCGCCAGGAACUUCCGCGUGGAGCGCUCCGGCGGGAGCAGCAUCCCGCUGACCUUCGACUCCAGCCCCCAGCAGGUCACCGCAUGGCUCACCGCAAAGUUCAGCAAACCGACGGUGGAGUGCCUGGGCAUCCUGACCGGGGCGCAGCUGUUCUCCCUGAACAAGGAGGAGCUGAAGGCCGUGUGCGGGGACGAGGGAGCCCGGGUCUACAGUCAGAUCACUGUGCAGAGGGCACAGCUGGAGAAGAGCACUGGGGACUCAGAACUUGAGGAGAUCAUGAAGAGAAGACAGGAGAAGAUUGGCUCCACCAGUGAGGACUGAACCCACCCACUUCACCAGUAGCCAAUAACAGCCCUGCACGGCUGGUCAUUGUUUCACCAGCCCAAUCUAUUCAGAGCUUACCAUUUAAGCAAAACUAUUUACAUGUCUUCACAAAGACUCACCCUACAGUAGAAUAUACCGAAUUGGUGUUGUACAAAUUGUAAUUGAAUAUUUAUUUUGUAUCACUGAUAAAUAUAAGUUUUCAAUUGUUUUCUUAUGUUCUUGCCUUUUUCUUCCUACCUUAUAAGCGUGUACUGUUGCUUGAAGAAGUGUGUGUUGUAUAAAAUAGAGAACACAACGCGAUUGACUGUUGAAUGUGUGUGUGUGUGUGCGUGUGUGUGUGUGUGUGUGCAUGAAAUUAAUUAAAUAUAUGUGGGCAAGAGUCAUUUGCGCAUACACAGAAUAAUAAUUAGCAAUGGUGUUUACUAAAUAACAUGUAAUUAUUAACCAAUCAUUGCAUAACCAAAAUUCCUGUGCCAGAAUCUAUUACAUACCAUACCAUUCCAAUAUAUUUUAAUUGAUCAUUGCUUUCAUGUGAUUACUGUUUACAGACAUAAUUGUAUAGCAAAACAUGUUAAAGUUAUGUGUCAUUCUAGGUUGAAAGCAAUAUAUUCAUAUGUCAUGUGAUAUUUGCUACAUUAGUGAAAUAAUUAGGGUGCAUAUCCUACUGGUAAAUUUCUAUUUUCCUUACAUCUGUUUCUGAACCUUUCAGAAUCAGGCAUAACAGGGGCUCUUAAAGGCAAGUCGUUUUAGAAGGGAAAUUGCAUGUCUUGUGGGAGUUAUCAUUAUGCUUUUUUUUGCAGCAUGUGGGGCACUCAUCAUGAAAUACUCAACACAUAAUGUAACAUGAGCUUGAUUCACUGAGAAAAUGUAAUUUUCUUUUCAAAACAAGUGUUAAAUAGGUGUUGGUUCAAAAAGAGGUUAAGCCAAAUAAAGAGGGCUGAUGUAAAUAGGAGGAUAAAAUGAGUUGAAAAAGAAUAUCUUAAUAAAAAUUAAUAAUGCUCAAGCAUUCCAUUCUUUGUGUAUAUGCA